AUGUCAUCGCACUCUUCCCGUCAAGCAGCAAUCGACCCUUGCGCACUUUCAGACUUGCGCAACCUCAUCCCUCCCCUCACAUCGGAAGCUCACAAGGGUCAAGCAGGCAGGGUGGGCAUUGUGGGAGGAAGCGCAGAUUAUUCAGGCGCUCCUUUCUUUGCUGCAAUGACCAGCAUGCGCUUGGGCUGCGACAUGUCCUUCAACAUCUGCUCGCCCGAUGCCGGUCACGUCAUCAAGACUUACUCUCCCGAUCUCAUCGUCAUGACUUUGCUGGGACAAGAAAAAAACGACGAGCAGCUCAAGGAUGUGCUAAGACCCAUCUUGGGAAGACUACACGCCCUCGUAGUGGGCCCGGGACUGGGCAGGGACAAGCACAUGCAGACUGCUGGCAGGAUAGCCAUCCAACUUGCCAAAUCUCAACAGUUGCCAAUCGUGGUGGAUGCAGACGGGCUUUGGUUGUUGUCGAAUGAGCCCAAUUUGCUAAUGGGCUACAACAACGCCAUCUUGACGCCCAACGUCGUCGAAUUCGGUAGACUGUGCGAUGCGCUGAACGUCGAUCGUUCCAAUCCCGACACGGACGAUGCGGUGGUUGCGCUGUCCAAACAAUUCGGCUGCACCAUCUUGCAAAAGGGCAAAGUGGACCGCAUAAGCAACGGAAAGCAAGUGCUGCACGUCGAUGCACCAGGUUCGCUAAAGCGCUGCGGGGGCCAAGGCGACAUUCUUUCGGGCUCGCUGGGCACUUUCAUAGCCUGGGCUCAAGUCUCGCCGUACAAGGAUCGUAUCGAGGCGGAGAGGAGACCGCUCUUGGCAGCUUUUGGAGCUGCGCUCAUCGCUCGAGCUUCGAGCAGGAAAGCGUUCGAGCGCAAAAAGAGGAGCAUGUUGGCUCACGAUGCCAUCGAUGAGGUCGGAAAUGCGUACGAAGAGUGA
Ceraceosorus guamensis is the source of this 927-nucleotide messenger RNA. RefSeq names its product Ribokinase-like protein. Bases 1 to 927 code for a protein of 308 amino acids. NCBI's taxonomy places the organism in Eukaryota, Fungi, Basidiomycota, Exobasidiomycetes, Ceraceosorales, Ceraceosoraceae. Gene Ontology annotation, biological process: metabolite repair. The record is from RefSeq and is a predicted model, not a curated record. Gene Ontology annotation, molecular function: ATP-dependent NAD(P)H-hydrate dehydratase activity. The transcript has 5 exons.